AUGGCUCACAGGAAGCAAAUCAGAGUGUCACAGACAGAUAAAACAAAAUCUGACAAAGGUAAGGAGAGUAAAAAAAAAAGUGCUUUAAUUGAAAAUGUAAGUGAGGAUCUUGAACAAGCUGGGCAUGUUUAUAAAAGUAAAGGAAAGGGACGUAAACGAAAGACUGUAAGUGUUGAAAGAGAAGGAGAAGAAGAAAAGGCCACACGAGGAAAAAGAUUAAGGCGAAAGAUUGUUAGAAUGGACAGUAGUUCAGAUGAAGAACUUACAGAAAUUGCACAGACGACUGCAGCUCACACAAAACAAAGAAAGGACAAAGAUAUUUCAAAAUCUCCUGAGGCAGAAUUUAUUAACGAGGACAUUGCACAGCCAAGUACAUCAGGUAUAAAUGUAAGACCUGCACAAAGGAGUCGAAGAAACAGUACUGAUAGCUCCACAGAUGAAGAUAAAAUGAAAAAAAGAGAGGAAGUGACAGAGCUAAAAGUCACCGAAGAAACAGGUGAAGUAGGUAGUGAAAAUAUUGAUGAAAGUGAAGAUAUUGAUGAAAGUGAAGAAAAGUGUAAAGUUUGUGAUACAGUCAAUAAAGAGUUUAAAGGUGAAUUCCUAUGGAUACAAUGUGAUGGCUGCAAUGGCUGGCUUCAUCGAGCAUGUGCUGGACUUCAGCACCAUAUGAAGUGGAAAAAGGUAUAUAAAGCAAUGACAGAUGCAACAGAUGACAGGAUAAGGGAAUUAGAAAUCAUGAUCAGACUGAUAGACAGUGACGGGUCCCAAGCUCAUCAUGCUCGGCAAGGUCAGCAGGUUGGAGUGUUCGGCGGGCCUUGA
Ruditapes philippinarum (Manila clam) is the source of this 819-nucleotide messenger RNA. RefSeq lists its product as uncharacterized. NCBI's taxonomy places the organism in Eukaryota, Metazoa, Mollusca, Bivalvia, Venerida, Veneridae. Bases 1 to 819 code for a protein of 272 amino acids. The record is from RefSeq and is a predicted model, not a curated record. The transcript has 2 exons.